This is a messenger RNA of Culex quinquefasciatus (southern house mosquito), 2122 nucleotides long. RefSeq names its product Bardet-Biedl syndrome 4 protein homolog (gene BBS4). Gene Ontology annotation, cellular component: ciliary basal body. The record is from RefSeq and is a predicted model, not a curated record. The coding region runs from base 240 to 1802 and encodes 520 amino acids. Lineage: Eukaryota; Metazoa; Arthropoda; Insecta; Diptera; Culicidae. Gene Ontology annotation, molecular function: protein binding. Gene Ontology annotation, biological process: cilium assembly; protein localization to cilium. The transcript is spliced from 10 exons.
CAGAAAAUUCCAUCGAGCAUUUCGCAGUUCAACCUGUUGCUUUUAAUAUCCACCAUUCAAUGUACACUCCCACACCAACAUGCACUGAAAAGUCAUGGCAACAAUCGACCCCAAACAAAACAUUUUCCUCCCACGGUGCUGACCGGAGAGCCAAAAAUCUCAUUAACAUUCGGUCAAGCGCGAAAAAGGCAAGCGAAUAAAAAACGUAGAAGACGCCGUCCGAAUUGACCAGCGCCGAAAUGACCAGCCCCACCUCCAACUCUGACCUGUACGUGUACUGCAACGGGCGCACAUCGUCCUCCUCUUCGUCGAAGGAUCCCCAAACAGCGAUGGCAUCCGGCGGCCGGCCGUCGGCGGUCGUCACCAACCGAAACAUGAACUGGCUCAUCCACGGGCUGUACACGAGGAAGGAUUACGCGCUGUGCAGGAAGCUAAUCGACCGGCAGCUGACGAUAAACUACGACAAAGAGUAUCUGUACUACACCAAGGGUAUGAUUCUGCGUGACGAGGACAACCCAACGGAAGCAAUCAACUGCUUCCAGCUGGCGAUAAUAGCCAACAAGAAGAGUUCGGAAAAUUACAAAGAGCUCGCCAAGACGCUAUUUGCCAUGGGACGGUUCAAACAGUCGCUGGAGGUGUUCCUGAAGGCGGAAACGCUGCUGGAGCGACCGGACCACGACGUGUACCACCACAUCGGCGAGCUGUUCUAUCGGAACUUUGGCCAGCCGAAGGCGGGGGUGGCCGAGGCCAAGGAGUACCUCAAGCAGGCCAUCAUGUGCGGCAAACACGUGGCCAGCUAUAAGAUUCUGGCCGAGAUCUACAUCGAGGAGGGGGACAACGUGAAGGCCAUCGAGAUGAUUGAAAAUUGCCUGCAGAUCUCCCAGGACGACGUCACGCUAAUGACUCAAAUUGGCAUUCUCUACCUCAAAAUCAACGAAUAUCAGCGAGCGUUCGAGAAGCUUUUGGAUGCCAUUGCUAUCGAUGACAAGUGUACCACCGCUUUGCUGGCACUCGGAUCAAUUCUCCAGUCCAAGAACGACAUUGACGGUGCGCUGAACAAAUAUAAAAGAAUUUCUAAUCUGCCGGAUGAGGGAUCCGAAGUUUGGAGCAACAUCGGGCUGUGUUUCUUCAAGAAGCAAAAGUACAUAGCGGCAAUAUCUUGUCUGAAGAAAGCGAUUUGGGUGGCUCCAUUAAACUUCAACGCGCUGUACAAUCUAGGGCUGAUUCUGGUGACAGCCCAGCAGUACGUCAGUGCGUUUCAGACGCUCGCUGCAGCCAUUAGCCUUCGACCAGACAACGCUGAUUGCUACAUGCUGUUGGGAACGUGCCUGCGGCAUCUCAAUGACCCGGGAAAUGCGUACCUUUCGCUGGAAAAGUCCACGAUGCUCCCGGACGCCAUCAAAAACCCAUUAAUCUAUCUGAACUUUGCGCUGUACUGCUACGAAAUUGGCAAACCGGACCAGUCCGUGUCGUACUUGUCCAAUUUUCUCGAAAUGACACAACACGUCAGCGUUCACCGGGAGUACUUGAAGAUGGCAGACCGACUCAACAUGGCGCUUCUCAGUUCGGUCACCGAGCCGGAGACCACAACGCAGUUGGCCGCAGUGACGAUGGGUGGUUCCAGUCCAGUGGGCAACGACGACACCGGAAUACGAAAUGAGUCCACCACCGCCGCCAAAGAAGGUGGAGAUGUCAUCCAUUAUGGUAACGAGGAUGAAGGUGGUGAUGGUGAUGAUGAUGAUGAGGCUGUCGGUGCAGAUGAAACGUCAUUGGGGGUUGAAGGAUCCACCAGCAGGCAGUAGGGCAUCUCGACAGCGGGACAAGUCGUUCGAGGGUCAUUUCUAAGGGGAUUUGGACGAGAGUCGUGAAGAAGCCAGCCGGAGCCAAGGCGCAGUGAUUAUGAUUAUUUAAACAUAGGUUGCGAAUGUAACAGUUGUAGGAACUUCUUUGCAGUUUGUUGAAUCUACUACCUAAACAAGAAGGCUACAGUCUAGACUCGAUCAUCCGAAGCCUCGAUUAUCCAAAACUCGAUUAUCAAUUAUUAUCUAUGAAACUAAAAAAAAAAUCGAAUCACGAACAAAAAAAUCGUAUUUUUAUUUCUUAUUUUUAACAUCAAAUUCGA